Mizuhopecten yessoensis (Yesso scallop) is the source of this 1845-nucleotide messenger RNA. RefSeq names its product piggyBac transposable element-derived protein 4-like. NCBI's taxonomy places the organism in Eukaryota, Metazoa, Mollusca, Bivalvia, Pectinida, Pectinidae. The record is from RefSeq and is a predicted model, not a curated record. The transcript has a single exon. Bases 1 to 1845 code for a protein of 614 amino acids.
AUGGCGGACGUCAAUUGGAGCGACGAUGAGGCAAUUGAUGCGUUCUUCGGCAACAGCGAUGAUGAUGAUGAUGAUGAUGAUUUCGAAGGCUUCACAGAGGAGGACAUUCAACACGUUCGUCGGAAUAUCAUAGAAAAUGUUCCAAUGUCCGAUUUCGCUCCAGAGAACGAUCGGGACAUUGCCGCUGACCUGGGAGCUGGGUGGAGUCGCGACGACGUUGAUGUUGUCCUUGCACCUUUCACAGGUGAGCCGACCCUCAACAUCGAAAUGAGUGGCACUUUGCCGAUAGAUUUCUUCAAAUUAUUUGUUGAUGAUGCCUUUCUCAUUGAACUUACAAUAGAGACGAAUCUGUAUGCUCAAAACAAACUGAACAAUCCUGACCUGAAACUGAAAGAUCACAGUCGUAUGAAAAAAUGGCAGCCCGUUUCUAUUGAUGAAAUGAAAGUAUUUAUUGCCCUGGUAAUCGCGAUGGAAUUGGUGCAGAAAAAUGACAUACAGCUGUACUGGUCCAAUGAUGAGGCAGAUGAAACACCGUUUUUCAGAAACCACAUGUCCAGAGAUCGUUUUUUGGCAAUACUAAGUAAUUUUCAUCUGACCAACAAUGAUCUACAGGUACAGAGGGGACAGGUGGGAUUCGACCCCCUUUACAAAAUAAGACCAUUUCUCAACAUAGUUUUGGAUAGGUUUUCUGAUGUUUACUCACCUGAAAAAAAUCUUUGCUUCGAUGAGGCUACGUGUGCAUGGAAAGGGAACCAACGCUUUAGAGUCUACAACCCUGCAAAGCCAUCAAAGUGUGGUAUCAAGCUGUACCAGGUGUGUGAGGCAAGUUCUGGAUACUGUAUCGGCUUUAACAUAUAUACAGAUAAUACUGGAAGCUCCGCGUGUGUAGACUAUGCUGACACUAUACUUGGGGAGGAGAAUAAGUGCUCAACUACUACACGUAUAGUGCUUGGCCUCAUGGCAAGAUGUGGACUUUUAGACAAAGGGCAUCAUGUUUAUAUGCAUAAUUAUUAUUCGUCGCCUGAACUUUUCACAGAACUUCACCUGCAGAACACCUAUGCAUGUGGUACGUUACGAAAGAAUCGUUUAGGUGUGCCAUAUGUAAUAAAGAAACCUACCAUGAAACUGAAACAAUCGGAGACUAUCUUCAGAAGAAAUCAAAAUCUUCUUGCUGUGAAAUAUCACGACAAACAAGAUGUCCAUAUGCUGUCUACCAUUCACAAGGCAACGGUCAGUGUUCUGGACAAAGUUGACUGCAACACUAACCAACAGGUAGCUAAGCCCACAUGUAUUGCAGAUUACAUUGCUGUAAUGGGAGGGGUGGACUUGUCUGACCAGAUCAAUCACUACUCUUGCCUUCGCAAAACAUCGAAGUGGUAUAAGAAGCUCUUUUUCCAUCUUCUGAACGUGUGCAUCAUCAAUGCCUACAUACUCUUCAAAAAGUUUGGACCAAAUGAUGGAUGCAAGAAGGAACAUCAGGCCUUUAGGAUGGCUGUUUGUGAAUCCCUACUCUCUGAGGCUGUGACGGCCCCUCGGCCAUACGUGGAAAGGGGUAGAAAGUCUGUGGGAGUGAAACCAACACGCUUGACUGAUCGUCACUUUCCGAACUACAUCCCUGCUAAGCCCGGGGCAAAACGGGCACGCCCCUUACGUGAAUGUUUUGCAUGCAACGUAAAGAAGUCAUUGAGAGAAACGUCCCAGAGGAAACAAACAUCUUUCUGGUGUGAAGAGUGCAAAGUUGCACUGUGUGUACCAAAGUGCUUUCAGGUGUACCACACUAUACAGAACUAUAGAGGUGUUCUCUUACCUGGUGAAGAGAAUUCAUCACCCAGUGACUCAGAAUAG